Messenger RNA from Caenorhabditis remanei, 957 nucleotides. RefSeq lists its product as uncharacterized. Gene Ontology annotation, molecular function: protein binding. The record is from RefSeq and is a predicted model, not a curated record. Lineage: Eukaryota; Metazoa; Nematoda; Chromadorea; Rhabditida; Rhabditidae. The transcript has 3 exons. The coding region runs from base 1 to 957 and encodes 318 amino acids.
AUGGCAUCUAAAACUCUAUUGGUUGACUUCCCAGCGGUUAUCAAAUCCAAAGUAUUGGAAGAACUUGAUGUUUUCUCAAUCUUGAAACUUCGAAAAGUGUGUUGGAGUCUCCGCGAAUUUAUUGAUAAGAGCCAGCCGAAGCCCAGAGGCACAGUAGUCGACCUUAAUUUGAAUGGAAACUCUAUUGGAAUUGUUCUGAUUCUCCAGGAAGACACGCGAAUUUAUUUCCAAGACAACGCGAAUGGAUGUACGAUGUCAUGGGGUGACUCUAAUUCGAUAAAUUUCGAUAACGAAUGCUACAUCGAUGUGUUUCUGAGAGAAUUUACUAUAAUUAUGAAACACCAUUGGCGACCUGUAUUGGACUCCGUCUCAGUGGACAUGUGGGGGAAAAAGGAUUACUCGGAUCUUGACAAAAUUUUCAACAAAAUCAAUCAUCUUCAGUCCGAAAAAGUCCGCUUCGAAGAGUGCAAUCCAAUCAAAAUUGGAAAGAUGUUUUCGUUUUUCGACGCGAAAUGCUUGAAUAAAAUUGUCAUUGAAAAUUGUUUAAUAGCAAAUUCGAAUGAAGACUUGCUUCCAAUCACCAGAACAGAGCACUGGAAAUCCGCGAGAUGUGUGGUAUAUAAAGGAAAGAAGUUUCGUCCCAGAAUCCAAGAUUUUCUUCAUUUUUCGGAUGUGGAAAUUGAAUUCAACUUGAUCCCAGUACAGGAUAUUAUUUUACUGAAAGAGAAUUUCCUCAAAUCUCCCACACUGACACGGUUUGAAAUUAGAAGCUAUGACUAUAUUGGUAAACGACUGCCCGCAAUAUUUGGAGAUCCAUCCACUCAAAGCAACAAUGAAUGGUUCUUCAGGAUUCCGAAUUCCAAGGACGUGGUUCAUCUGACUGAAAGUUUACUUGACAUCAAUUUUAAUCGUGUUAAAAUGGAAGAUGUUCCAGUUGGAGCAGUUAUCAAGUAUUGA